CGCGGCCAUGUGGGACGGCGGGGCGGCCCGAGCCCUCAGCCGAACCGUCACCCGCGCCCUGCGGCGCCGGCGGGCGGCGGGCGCGGUGCCGGGGGCUGCGGGCGAUGACCAUGCUGAUCUGUCUUUUCAGACAGGUCUGAGAAGUGUCCUUCAGGACUACGAUAGGAAAAAACAACUGAAAUCCAGUAGUACUUUGCCUGUUUCUCUGACUGAAAUGAAAAGCAACAUGUUCACUGUGAAGAGACCUUUCAGCACUUCACACUCUUCAGUGGAUUCAAAGGAAAUUAAAAAAUUCCAGCUCCUUGCACAUAAGUGGUGGGAUGAAGAAGGAGAAUAUGCAGCCCUUCAUUCUAUGAAUGAUAUUAGAGUGCCGUUUAUUAGAGAUACCCUGUUGAGCAUGAGUAGUAAUUAUCAUGUGGGAAAUCCACUUUCUGGAAUCAAGAUUCUUGACGUGGGCUGUGGCGGAGGACUGCUGAGUGAACCUUUAGGUAGACUGGGAGCUUCAGUUACUGGAAUUGAUCCUGUGGAGGACAACAUUAGAACAGCAGAUCAGCACAAGUCAUUUGAUCCGGUCCUGGCCAAGAGAAUACAGUACAAGUCCAGUUCACUGGAGGAGAUUGUGGAGGAGUCUAUGGAAACCUUUGAUGUAAUUGUAGCUUCUGAAGUAGUGGAGCAUGUGGCUGACCUUGAAACGUUUAUCAAGUGUUGCUCUCAGGUGUUAAAGCCUGAAGGUUCUUUAUUCAUUACGACAAUCAAUAAAACACAAUUGUCCUAUGUCCUGGGAAUUGUGGUUGCAGAAAAAAUAAUGGGGAUUGUACCAGAAGGAACACAUGAAUGGGAGAAAUUUGUUCCCCCUGAAGAGCUGGAGCGCCUCCUGGAAUCAAAUGGCUUUUCAGUGAAGACCGUGAGUGGGAUGCUGUAUAAUCCGCUCUUGGGCUCCUGGAGCUGGAUGGAGAGCACGAGCCUGAACUACGCAGUGCACGCAGUGAAGGCUGGGGCUGGGGCACAGUCACAUACCACAGACACCCCGCCAGAGACAGACAUCCAGCAGCACGCAGCCACAGCUGGCACAGCUGGCACUGUCCCAGACGGCACCGUCUGACAUGUCUGGUGAUGGACUGUCACCAGAACAGAAAAUGAGCUUUUGCUCAGAUGGACACAAUAAAACCUUUGUUAACAACAA
This is a messenger RNA of Sturnus vulgaris (Common starling), 1183 nucleotides long. It is a transcript of the gene COQ3, whose product is annotated as coenzyme Q3, methyltransferase. Gene Ontology annotation, molecular function: polyprenyldihydroxybenzoate methyltransferase activity; 3-demethylubiquinol 3-O-methyltransferase activity. The record is from RefSeq and is a predicted model, not a curated record. Gene Ontology annotation, cellular component: mitochondrion. Gene Ontology annotation, biological process: ubiquinone biosynthetic process. NCBI's taxonomy places the organism in Eukaryota, Metazoa, Chordata, Aves, Passeriformes, Sturnidae.